UAAAAUUCAAUCAACCAAAAAAGGAAAUUGCCAACUUUUUUUUAUUGUAAUUUAAAAGGCUUCGAUUUCACUCACUCCCUCGAUGACUGUUCAUGAAAAGGCGUGAAAAGAACUGAGAUCGUGUCUAUAUCUUAUAAGUCCACGAUAUUGCAUUGCAUCCUCCCAUUUCUUUUUCAUUCUUCAACAACUUUUUGUGUAUUCUCAUUGGUAAUUUCUCUUCUUCAGGCGGAUUUCUCCUUAGGCGGUUCUAUUUGUAUUUUUUAUUGAAGUGUUCUUGAGUUUUGUGGGUACCUGGAAAUGGAGAAUGGUGAUGAGUUCAAUCAGAUUUCUGAUGCUAAAUAUGAAUGUCUUCUCUUUGAUCUAGAUGACACUCUUUAUCCUUUUAACUCUGGUUUGGCAAAGGAAAUCACCAAGAACAUUCAAGAAUAUAUGAUUGAGAAGUUAGGAAUGGAAGAGAACGUGCCUGAAUUGUGCAUUUCCUUGUACAAGAUUUAUGGGACAACAAUGGCUGGUCUUAGAGCUAUUGGGUAUAACUUCGAUUACGAUGAUUUCCAUAGUUUUGUUCAUGGAAGAUUGCCAUAUGAUAUGCUCAAGCCUGACCCGUUAUUGAGAAACCUACUUCACAGCUUACCAAUUCGAAAAUUUAUAUUCACAAAUGGUGAUAUGGCCCAUGCAAACAGAGCGCUGAAGAGACUAGGAUUAGAGGACUGCUUUGAAGGGAUUUUAUGCUUUGAGACUUUGAAUCCUGAUAAGGGAACGGUUGAUGAGGAAGAAGGGUCUGUAAUUUUUGACAUCAAUCAGUACAUGAGCAAUCCAAAUUCUGAUCUUGAUCUACCGAAGACGCCGGUUGUCUGCAAACCAUUCGAAGAGGCAUAUAAGCAAGUUUUCGAGAUAGCCAAUAUCAACCCGAAAAAAACUUUGUUCUUUGAUGAUAGUGUUCGAAAUCUACAAACGGGGAAGUUGGUGGGCCUUCACACAGUGCUUGUUGGAAAUUCGCAACGAAUCAAGGGGGUGGAUCACGCUUUUGAGAGCAUCCAUAAUAUCAAGGAAGGAUUGCCUGAGCUAUGGGAAGACAUGGAGAAGCUCAAGAGCGUCACAUACUCCAGAAAGGAGGUAGCUAUCGAGACUUCAGUUAGAGCAUAAUUAUUAAUUAGUAUUUAUGAUCUUACUUACAAGUGGACAGUGCAAAAACUGUUGGCAAUUGCUGCAAUGAAUGCAAAAUAUGAGAACUUGUUAAUAGAACAAUAAUUAUUGGCUCAUGAUAAGAGUGAAAAUUUGUCUCCUUUUAGAUUUCUGUUGAUCA
Cucumis sativus (cucumber) is the source of this 1303-nucleotide messenger RNA. RefSeq lists its product as uncharacterized. The transcript has 9 exons. The record is from RefSeq and is a predicted model, not a curated record. Bases 298 to 1143 code for a protein of 281 amino acids. Lineage: Eukaryota; Viridiplantae; Streptophyta; Magnoliopsida; Cucurbitales; Cucurbitaceae.